Messenger RNA from Cladophialophora immunda, 3321 nucleotides. RefSeq lists its product as uncharacterized. The transcript has a single exon. NCBI's taxonomy places the organism in Eukaryota, Fungi, Ascomycota, Eurotiomycetes, Chaetothyriales, Herpotrichiellaceae. Gene Ontology annotation, biological process: protein localization to vacuolar membrane; vacuole inheritance; positive regulation of phosphatidylinositol biosynthetic process. The coding region runs from base 481 to 2919 and encodes 812 amino acids. Gene Ontology annotation, cellular component: PAS complex; fungal-type vacuole membrane. The record is from RefSeq and is a predicted model, not a curated record.
CAUUAUUCUUUCUUUCCCCUGUUUCUAACCACCAUUUACAUCCUCUCAACUCUUAGAACCUCACGCAAUCUAUUUCCCCAUCAAACCCGCCUCGCCAUUUCGCCGUUGCCUCCGAAUCCCGACUCGAUUCGCUGUUGUUCUCCGUCAGCAGUCCUGCUCAACCACCCCAGGACCGUCUGCUCGGGUUUCUUCUCUUCCAGUUCUUCCCCAAUGAAUCGCCCAGUAUAGCCGUUGAACGACCAUCAUACGAUCCACUCACUUUGACAUCCUUUCCCUCGUUGAUUCCUCCACGCAUUCUUACGCCUCUGCGAAAGCCGUCACCCUUUACCAACGGGCCUUCCCCAUCGAUUCACCCUUUUCCGAUUCUGGGCGCCUUUGCCGCGAUGGUCUCACAGACUCGACUCGUCGAGUAGACCCUUCCGGAACGUCGCAGUUUGGGGAGGAGCAACGGCAUAGAAAAACAGAUACAUUCGUCGAAUCAUGUCAGAGCCGUCGUCAGAUAACAUUCCGGCGUUGGGACCUGGUCAACCUGACCAAUCGAAAACAUCUCGUGAGACGUCUCCGGCGCGCAAUUCUCGCAGUGUGUCUAGCAUCCCUCAGCUCUCGCGGUCGCGCAAGGGCAGCCAGGAAUUCAGUCCGACACGUAAUAGUGGUAUAGCGGGAUCCCUAUCAACCGUGCCUUCAGCGGCUGCCGUUCAACGAGCCUUGUCUGCCCAAAGGCCUAUUUUACAACCUCCCAGUGUUGAUUCAGUGAUUGAGGCCGGCCGGCCCUCAGAACGACAAAUGAAAACAGGUCCAAAUCCGCCAUCGUGGCCCACGUCGCCGCGGCUGAAGUCUCCUCCUCCUUCGAAGACUGGCGCAAGGACACCGUCGGCAAAGCGGAGCGAUUCAGACCAGACGCCGUCAAACACUUCGCUGAAAAGACUGGCACCUGCAUCUAACCCUGACCAAGCCGCCGCCAUGCAGAUACCUGACACUCAUGAACAACCCGGUCCCCAUUCUAACUCGAGAGUAUCAGGCCGAGGCCCAAGUACUACCCUCGAAACGGUGGCAGAAAACAGCGCCCCCACGACUCCUGCAAUCGGUCCGAUUUCGACUUCGCCGUUGGAGCAGAAGAUGGAUGUAGCAUCUCUUGACCAGCGGCUGGAGUCGCGGCCUGAACCACCGCCCGCCAAAGAAGGGGAAGGUAGUGGGGGAGAUGGCCCUCCAAAAGCCACCGCCGCCAAAACAGAAAGUGGUCGGAGGUCAAGAGCCCCAAGUAAUUCCCGACCGGCUUCAGAUUUGGCAAAACGCUCUUUCACCAGUCUUACGGCGAGCAAACCCAAACCUACUGGCGAUCCUCCACGAACCAUGACCGUGGAGACGGAGACCGUUACCUCGAUGCCUCAAUUGCUGGGUCCUGACCGAGGUGCUUCGGGCAGGGAUGGUAACGGUAGUGUAAGGACCAAACCGAGCAAUGAAACUAUUCGGCCGAAAAAGGAGAAAAGAAAAUCCCGCAAGACUCCCUCGCUCCAUGCUGGCACAGUCACCUCCAAAGCCGACCUGUUCGAGGCCAAGGUCGCCAGCGCGGUGGACGAAGCUGAUUCCUCCGAUUCGGAUGAGACUUUCGUCUACGAGUCGAAUCCACCAGACAGCAGACCCGCACGACAUCACUCUCGAACGCCCAGUGCCACGUCCCUCGCCAGCCAAGAACAGUUCGGGAAUCGCAACAAACAUGGCCUCCGCGCCGGCAGUCAGGCAAUAACUGGAAAGAAGAGUAUGAAGUUUUCGAGCAGCACCUACAACAACCACUUGGAUGGCGAGUCUGGGCCAGAAGGACGAGGAAGCCAACGCAACUCGAGUUCGACACCUCGUCAUCAUCACAUCAGUCGGCAUGGACGACCUCACCACACCUCGAUCCUGGAUACGGAGUCACCUUUCACUCAAGCAAGCAAGACAAACUCCUCUCGUUCGACAACGAAUAAUCCCUCACGGUUUUCUCGGCCUAACAGCCCGCGGACCUCUAACGGACGGCUCCAGGGCACCCCGCGAAAAGGAGAGCCCUUUGAUUCCUAUGAGGAUGCUGUCGCCGACGAUGAGAGGGCGCCGUUACUUGGAUCGGUCCGGGUUAAUCGCACAAGACACAGCCGUCGCCCUCAUAGCAUGAGCCUUCGGCACCUCGAAUACAACGACGUCCAGGACCGCAGUUGGUGUGGCAGAUACAGUGGUUGCAUUCUCCUUGGACUCGUUAUUCUUCUGAUCUGUGUUGGCAUUACGACGUUUGUGAUGGCCCUGAACCGGCCGCUGAUGGAUGUUUCGAUCAAGCAUAUUCAAAACGUGCUUGCAUCGGAGCAGGAGCUUAUGCUCGACCUGGACGUGCUGGCACUCAACACGAAUCUUUUCCCGAUCACAGUGAAUGACCUGGAUGUCAACCUGUUUGCCGAGAGCCCUUAUGUGGGCUCCACAUCCAAUUGGGACGGGCCCGGCCAAAGGAGAGCGCUUCGGUGGGUCAAGCGCGAGGGUCCCAACGCCCUAGGAUUCGACUGGCCGCCGUGGCAUUCUGACGAUGGGGUCGAUGAGGGCACCGACCCGAUCGACGACCCUGAGCCAGGAACCCAGAAAAUGUUGCUUGGAAGAGUUCUUGUCUUCGAUUCGCCGUUAGUGUUUGAUGCGUCGCCACUCCGACACAGUCACACUUCUUCUGUUGGUGAGAUCCGGCUUGCGAGACCCGGCAACAAGACGGAAGUCGGGGGCAGUGCGCGUUGGGAGAGAGUGCUGCAACACCCGUUUGAUCUUAUUGUUAGAGGCGUGAUCAAGUAUCAGCUCCCGUUGAGCUCGAAAACGAGGUCUGCCAAGAUUGGUAGCCGGGUCAAGGUGUUACCCAACGACGAUAAAUCUGGAGACGCCCCCGAAGGAUCUCCGAGUGAACCCAAGGGUUAAGCUGUUUUGAGAACAAUCUUGGGAGUUAUGAUUGGGACGAAUUUCAUUUGUGCAUGAACAAGACCCGCCUAUCAGGGGGCCACUUAACGACCGAGAUACCCAAAGGACCGUGUCCGGAAAAGAGAAAAGCAUUGGGAUUGCAAGCUUAUACUUGGCUAUACAAUGGUCGGCGAAGAAACAGGCGAAGAAAGCAAGCGCACCAUCGCAUGUGCGUGAAGGGAAAUGGAAAACCGGGUGGAAUAAGGCAGUCAGCCUUGUGUCAGCGCAACCGUCAGUUGCAUGUAGCUUUCCUUGGUGACGGCCUCUUUUCUUUUUUAUAUAUGGCAUUUAGUGCCGUCAAACCUCAGCGGAUGGGGGCAUCCACAAGCCCAAAUCAAAAGUUCCAAUAGAAUAUGUCUGGUA